This is a messenger RNA of Cucurbita pepo subsp. pepo (vegetable marrow), 1371 nucleotides long. RefSeq names its product protein indeterminate-domain 7. NCBI's taxonomy places the organism in Eukaryota, Viridiplantae, Streptophyta, Magnoliopsida, Cucurbitales, Cucurbitaceae. Gene Ontology annotation, molecular function: DNA-binding transcription factor activity. Gene Ontology annotation, cellular component: nucleus. The record is from RefSeq and is a predicted model, not a curated record.
UCUUGUUCUUGUCCUUGUCCAUACCCAUAAUUGUUCAAACUUUUUCAUCUUUUUCUCUUCAUUUUCAGCUUCAUCAAAACCAAACAAAACCAAACCCCCUUUGGUUUUCCUCUUUUUGUUUGUGAGCUUUGCUGAUCAUGUCUGAACAAAGCUCUCAACUUUAUCAUCUUCCUCAUAACCCUAACCCUAACCCUAACCCUAACCCUAAAAAGAAGAGAAAUUUUCCAGGAAAACCAGAUCCAGAUGCCGAGGUGAUUGCUUUAUCGCCGAACGCUCUAAUGGCGACGAACCGAUUCAUAUGUGAGAUAUGCAACAAAGGGUUUCAAAGGGAUCAGAACUUGCAGCUUCAUAGAAGAGGGCACAAUCUGCCAUGGAAGCUUAGGCAGAGAAGCAACAAAGAGGUGAAGAAGAAGGUUUAUAUUUGCCCAGAGAAGUCUUGUGUUCAUCAUGAUCCAGCUAGAGCACUUGGAGACCUGACUGGAAUCAAGAAGCAUUUUAGUAGAAAACAUGGUGAGAAGAAAUGGAAAUGUGAGAAAUGUUCUAAGAAAUAUGCUGUUCAAUCGGAUUGGAAAGCUCAUUCUAAAACUUGUGGAACUCGAGAGUACAAAUGUGACUGUGGAACACUCUUUUCCAGGAAAGACAGCUUCAUAACCCACCGAGCAUUCUGCGACGCUCUAGCAGACGAAAGCGGCAGGCUAAUCUCAUCGGUAGCAGCAAAUUCAACCCCAAAUUUCAUUGCCAAUUCACUCAACGAAUCUCUCUUCAAUUCCCAAGGCGGAAUCUUUGUCCAAUCACACCAUAAUAACUUCCCCAUCAACAACACCUUCCCUUUCCCCCAAAUUCCACCCUCUAAUCUCUUCCAAACCUCCAACCCAAUUCUGGGUUUGAAUAAAAACUCUUCAAAAACGGCUGUAAACCUCUCGUCGUUUUGCUCGAGCGGUAGCGUCGGUGGAGGGAAGUCGAUUAUGCCGAUGUCGGCUACGGCAUUGCUGCUGAAGGCAGCACAUUUCGGGUCUACGAAAAGUAAUCCGUCGUUCUCCGGGAAUAGUGUGGGAGUUAUGAGUUCGUCUUCGAGUUCGUUUGAUCAGAGCAAAGGGGAGUUGCAGCGAAUAGGCUCCCAUGGCGGAAGUGGGAGCGGGUUGAGGGAUUUUUUGGGUACGAGGGAGAGAGAAGGGAAUGGGAAUGUGGAGUUGGUUUCGUUACUGGAGAUGUCGAAAUUUGGGAGCUCUAUGAGCUCGGAGAUGGGGUUGAGCGAGUUCAUUGGGAAUGCUCGGGGAUGAGGAAAAAGUGUGAGAUGUUCAUUUGUCAUGAUGUGGUCGAGAAGCAAGGUCAAAUGUUAAUAUAUAAUAAUAUAUAAUAAAGUUUUGAGAC